Messenger RNA from Hibiscus syriacus, 725 nucleotides. RefSeq names its product disease resistance response protein 206-like. Lineage: Eukaryota; Viridiplantae; Streptophyta; Magnoliopsida; Malvales; Malvaceae. The transcript has a single exon. The record is from RefSeq and is a predicted model, not a curated record. The coding region runs from base 37 to 600 and encodes 187 amino acids.
CUUCAAUUUUAAACCAUUCUCGUAUCUGAAAUAAAAAUGGAAGCUAAGAGAAGUCUGUUAGCGAUCCUCACUAUCCUGUCCUUCCUCUCGAUAUCCACGGCAGCCGGAACUCGAAAAAUCCGAGCCCGAAAGCCAUGCAAGAGCAUGGUGUUUUAUUUCCAUGACAUUAUCUACAAUGGUAUGAAUGCAAGGAAUGCAACUUCAGCCAUUGUAGGUUCACCACAAUGGGGGAACAGGACCAUUCUGGCAGGGCAGAACCAUUUCGGAGACUUGGUCGUGUUCGACGACCCGAUCACCUUAGACAACAACUUGCAUUCGAACCCGGUCGGUCGAGCUCAAGGGUUUUACAUCUAUGACAAGAAGGAUAUUUUCACAGCUUGGCUAGGAUUCUCUUUCGUUUUCAAUUCGACUCGGCAUAAGGGAAGCAUAAACUUUGCCGGGGCGGAUCCAUUGAUGAAUAAGACGAGGGACAUAUCAGUGAUUGGUGGAACUGGAGAUUUCUUCAUGGCUAGAGGAGUGGCUACUUUGAUGACCGAUGCCUUUGAAGGGGAAGUAUAUUUCCGUCUUCGAACAGAUAUUAAAUUGUAUGAAUGUUGGUAAACUAUUACUAUUAUUUUGUUCUUGCUUGGUUUUUCAAUAAUCAAUUGUCAAUUAUGUCGUCAUUUCAAUUUUCUGUCGUGUCAUGAAAGAGUUUCAUCAAUGAAAACAUUGUGGUUAUUUUUUUC